AUGAAAUCCUAAGCUUUAUUCUAUAUAGAAAUUUAUAAAAAUUGUUUUUAACGAUAAUUUUGCUGCUCAAUUAAUAGAUAAAAAGAACGUACUAGAUCAAUUAAAUAAAUAGGAUAUUGAACUUUAUUUUAAUUUCAGUCUCUCAAGGAUUAAUCAGUUUUGAUUAAAAUCAAGUAGAUACUCAGCCAUUUAGUUGUGGCACAGGAUAUUCAAAAAUAAAAUCAGUAACAUUUUCCAGCCCUUUUUGCUAAUAUACCUUAAGUAAUAUUGAAUCCAAUAGUUUUUGAUUUUGGAACUGCAAGCCUUUAUUUAUAAUCGAUCAUUGAGUUUUAAAGUAUAAGUUUAACAGGUAAAUAUAUGAUAUCAUAUAGGUUUUACAUUAAAAAUAACAUGUACAGGAAAUUAGAUGAAUUAUUAUCGAUUUCAAUGGUUUGCAAUUGAUGAUGAACGCAUAUAAGUUAUCACUGAGGCAAAUGCAGAUCCAAUAGCUUCAAAAUAAUAUCCAAUUAAGAAUCCAAAUGCAAAUAAAGCAAUUGCUUCUGUAAUUAGUUUUGGAUACAAAGGAGGAUUUGAUGUUUCUUUAACUGUAAAUCAUUGAUAUUAUAAUAGAUUACUGAAUUGACAUCUACACAUAUUACUAUAGGUAUUAGUAAUGCCAAUGCUAAUUUGAUUCAUCUUGGUUAUUAAACUGCACUGAUACCUGAAGAAAUUCUGACAUAAUUACCUUACAGAGUAGCUACAGGUUUUUACUCAACAUAAGUCUUCCCUAUUUAAGCUGAUAGUUACUUUAUUAUCCAAUUAAGUAGAAUGUCAGCUGGAAGUUCAUAUGCUUUUAGAUUUCUUAUUGACACUCUUACAACAGCUGAUCAGAUUUAUUAUUAAACAGCAACAUGUAAUAUAUUUUGCUUAAUUACUAAAGGGUCAUAUAGUGGUUAUCCACCAAAUACAAUCAAACCAUAUUGGCUGAAAUUAACUCUUGAUUUAAUAGCUGUCUCUAUGGAAUGUUUCACUGUUAGAGUUAGCAAAUUAUUUGAUCAUAAUUCUUAUUAAAAACCAUCAUUUCAAGUACAAUUUUUGAAGGUAACAAACUCUUCAGUACUAUUUGAAGUGAAACAGUUACAGUCAAUAAAUCAAAUUAAUUAGUUCAAAUCCAUAUUUAUUAAAAAUGUCCAUCAAAUAAUAAAAAGAUUCAUAGUGAAAUAAAUAAAUGCAAUAAUUGUAGUGGAACUAAUAAAAUUUAUAAUCUAAAUCAUUAUUGCCAUAAGAGUUGAUUUUAACUGGAACAAAUAAUGGAAUAUCUAUCGUUUAAGUUUUAAGAAAUAAGAUUGUAACACAACAGAACAUUAAAAGUAGACUUUUUAGAUAUAUGAAAAUAUUCAUAUUGUUCCAAUUUAAUUCUUUUUAUUAUCUUUAUUUAUUUGA
Messenger RNA from Paramecium sonneborni, 1422 nucleotides. NCBI's taxonomy places the organism in Eukaryota, Ciliophora, Oligohymenophorea, Peniculida, Parameciidae. The record is from the annotation of a GenBank genome assembly.